This is a messenger RNA of Klebsormidium nitens, 2776 nucleotides long. NCBI's taxonomy places the organism in Eukaryota, Viridiplantae, Streptophyta, Klebsormidiophyceae, Klebsormidiales, Klebsormidiaceae. The record is from the annotation of a GenBank genome assembly.
ACAAGUGCAUGCAUUGCGAGCAAAGAAGAAGGGCGCCAUGGAUCCUGGUCAAGCACUCUCAUCAGGGGCCUCUGAAUUGAGACCAGUCUCUGCAGCCCCGGCUGCGUCCGGCCCAGCAAUUUCUGUGGAAGGACAAAGCCCGAGCAGCGAAGCGGCACUCCCAGAGUCAUUCAGUGCAGGCAGCGCUGAAUUGAGCUCCUCGGAUCAGUCAGAAAGCGGUUUGGCUAAAUCUGAAUCAGAAAAGCUACAUGCUGGCAAGACCAGACCUAAAGUUGCUCUUCCCAAGGCAGUCUCUGGUCAGAAAGAAGGAUCAAAUAAAGGAACAACUCUACUGGAUGCUGGGGCACAAGCCUUUGGUUCGGUGCGUGCGGUUGUUGCAAAGAACCUGGCCGCAUUGCAAGCGACGAGGGACGCGGAGAAGAAAGUGCCGAAUCAGACAGCAAAAGCUGAGCCCUCGUUGACAACCACACAUUCUACACAGUCUACAGAAUCUGAGCUAAAAGGUCACGCAACAGAGGGCAAGAGCAUGACAUCCAGCGAUGCAAGUGAGAAGCAGAGCUUUGGCAGCGGGCUCAAUUUCGCGUCCUUGGGAAGCAGGUUCCAGAGCCUGAAGCAGACGGCUGUGAAGGCUGUGAGCCAGCCGGUGCGGCACCUGGUGUCUCAGAAUAAGCGACGGUACAUGGACGGAGAGUACGACCUAGACCUCUCUUACAUCACCGAGAACAUCAUAGCAAUGGGCUUUCCUGCGGGGGACCUCAGCUCGGGCCUGUUUGGAUAUGUCGAGGGCUUCUACCGGAAUCACAUGGAGGAGGUUGUCCGCUUCUUGGAUGCUCAUCAUAAGGGCAAGUGCAAGAUCUUCAACCUGUGCUCCGAACGCCUGUAUGACAGCGCACUAUUUGAGGGCCUCGUCGCAUGCUUCCCCUUCGACGACCACAAUUGCCCGCCCCUCCCCCUGCUCAAGACGUUCUGCGACAGCGCGUACGACUGGCUCAAGCGGGACAUGAACAACAUGGUCGUCGUGCACUGCAAGGCCGGCAAGAGCCGCACGGGCCUCAUGAUAUGCUGCCUGCUGCUUUAUCUGAAGCUCUUUGACUCGGCGGACGAGGCCAUCAAGUUCUACAACUCCAAGCGCUGCACUGACAACCUGGGCCUGACACUACCCAGUCAGAUUCGCUACGUGCACUACUUCGAGAGCAUCCUGCGCAAUGGUGGGGACACACCGGCGCCGGAGGCGCGGAUCCUACGGGGGAUCCGGCUGCACAAGUGUCCCUACUGGAUCCGGCCUGCAAUAAGCGUCCUCGAUCACGACGGGGUCAUUUUUUCCACCAAGAAGCACCCCCGCACCAAGGACCUGGCCACCGACGACCUCUGGCACAAGGCCCCCCGGAAAGGCGUCAUGGUCUUCGCGCUUCCGGGGGAGCGGUGCGUUGCUGACCUCAGCGGGGACUUCAAGGUCUUGUUUCAUGAUCGACACGGCGACUUCUACUGCUGGCUGAACACGAGCAUGAUUGGAACGAGGCAGUUCCUGGAAGCGAAGGAUCUGGACUGGUUCGAUAAGAGGCGGCUGCCCUCGCCCGGUUUCCAAGUCGAGGUCGUCGUCCUCGACCCCGCGACCCAGGCCGCCCGCGCCGAAAGCAACGCGGCCGCGACCACGUCGGAACCGGACGCUCCCGAACCGCUCGCGCCGCGAAGGCUGGACGGUCCGACGGGCUUCGGGACACUGACCGGUUCGGCGAGAGGGGGGCCGGGCGAAGGAACGAAUGCGGAGGCGGAAAAGGGGUCGAGUAAGGGGUCCGGGAAAGGGGGUCGGCUGAAGACGACGAAGGAACGGGAGGAGGAUGAGGUGUUUGGGGAGAGCGAGGAAGAGCCCAGUCCGCGGAUAGCAGCUACCAGCGUCCCCGCGCAUGCCCCACCCCUGGGCACUUUGACAGCACACUUGACUGAGCGGGGUGCAACCCCGUCCAGUGCGGUUGCGGAGGCCCCAAGCCAGAGCGUCCGAGAAACACCGCCCGAGAAGCCUGGGAGCGCACUUGGGACUCUCCCACGACCAGCACCACCAACCGAUGCUGCGACUCCUAGUGCCACGGAGCCCAGCAGUAGUGUCAAGACUGCAUCCGAUAGUGGGCCUUCGACUGCCGGACCGCCAGCCCCGCAGGAAGCGGCGAAUGGAGUUACAUCCGUCGUGCCCACGUCUAACCUGCACCAUGCAAGCCCAGCUCAGUCCUCCGCCCCAAAGGUAGGAGCAAGCGCAGAUAGUGCGGCCGCUGUAGAUACGUCAGCUAGCAAGGACAGGAAGGGAGACGCGGGUAGUAGUACACAAGCAGAGGUCUCCAAAUCUGACAUCAGAGAACCGCUAGGCUCGUCAGGGGCCGCGAGUGUCAAGCCGUCAGUUGCGAGUUCACUGUUGGCGGACGACUGGGAAGCCGACGUGUUUGGAGCCGAGGACGCAAGUAUAAGCAGAGCGCCCGCUGCAAGUGGAGGACUGGAUCCUGGAAAGACGGGGGCUGCUGCGCUUUCUAGCGACUUUGCCAAGAUGGCCGUUGCAGGGUCGGCGAAUGCUUCUGAGUUUACUUUAGGAGACGAUGAUGACUUCGAUAGCGAUGAAGGAUUCUGAGCAUGGUACGUAAAAGUUGAGGGCCCUGAACGGUCGAUUGCGGAGCAUUCGGUCGGGAAUAUAUUCCCGGCCCCAAAACAAUGUCCUCUUUGAUCACGUGUAAAGCUUUAUUUCUGCACCCUUGCACCAGCCGCAGCUGCUGGUAGAUACUAUAUUGAAGGG